GCGGCAGCCGCAGUUCUCGAGCGGCCGCAGCAGCAGCAGAAACAAGUACCAGACACAGAGCGGCUCCUCCGGCCCGAGCAGCCACAGUCCCCCAGCCGCGAUGGCGCUGCAAAGCCUGGCGAGCGAGGAAGCCAAGGGGCCCUGGCAGGAGGCAGACCGGGAACAGCAGGAGCCGGUGGGUAGCCCCGAGCCGGAGCCGGAGCCGGAGCCGGAGCCAGAGCCCGAGCCGGAGCCGGAGCCCGAGCCCGAGCCCGAGCCCGAGCCCGAGCCCCAGCCCCAGCCCGUGCCAGUGCCCCCGCCCGAGCCCCAGCCAGAGCCCCAGCCCCUACCGGACCCUGCACCCCUGCCGGAGCUGGAGUUUGAGCCUGAGUCGGCGCACGAACACGAGCCCAUGCCCGUGGUGGAGACCCGUGGUACCGCGCGCGGCUUCCAGCCUCCCGAAGGUGGCUUCGGCUGGGUGGUGGUGUUCGCUGCCACCUGGUGCAACGGCUCCAUCUUCGGCAUCCAUAACUCCGUCGGGAUCCUUUACUCCAUGCUGCUAGAGGAAGAAAAAGAGAAGAAUCGCCAAGUGGAGUUCCAAGCAGCAUGGGUAGGAGCCCUUGCGAUGGGCAUGAUUUUCUUCUGUUCUCCCAUUGUGAGUAUAUUCACUGACCGUUUGGGCUGCCGAAUCACAGCAACUGCGGGGGCUGCCGUUGCUUUCAUUGGCCUUCAUACCAGCUCCUUCACCAGCUCCCUAAGCCUGCGCUACUUCACCUACGGGAUUCUCUUUGGUUGUGGCUGUUCCUUCGCCUUUCAGCCAUCCCUCGUCAUCCUGGGCCACUACUUCCAACGCCGCCUAGGUCUGGCCAAUGGUGUGGUGUCCGCUGGGAGUAGCGUCUUCUCCAUGUCCUUCCCCUUCCUCAUCAAAAUACUGGGGGAUAAGAUCAAGCUGGCCCAAACCUUCCAGGUGCUGAGUACCUUCAUGUUUGUUCUCAUGCUGCUCUCACUUACCUACCGGCCCCUCCUGCCCAGCUCCCAGGACACCCCAAGCAAGAGAGGUGUCCACACCCUGCAACAGCGCUUCAUGGCUCAGCUCAGGAAGUACUUCAAUAUGCGAGUGUUCCGCCAACGCACCUACCGCAUCUGGGCCUUUGGGAUUGCUGCUGCUGCCCUUGGCUACUUCGUUCCCUAUGUACACCUGAUGAAGUAUGUGGAAGAGGAGUUCGUGGAAAUCAAGGAGACCUGGGUGCUCUUGGUGUGUAUUGGGGCUACCUCAGGCCUUGGGCGUCUUGUGUCAGGCCACAUCAGUGACUCCAUUCCUGGACUUAAAAAGAUCUACUUGCAGGUCCUCUCCUUCCUGCUUCUGGGCCUGAUGUCCAUGAUGAUUCCCCUGUGCCAGGACUUCGGGGGCCUCAUUGUUGUAUGCCUUUUCCUGGGCCUGUGUGACGGCUUCUUCAUCACCAUCAUGGCACCCAUCGCAUUUGAACUGGUGGGCCCAAUGCAGGCCUCACAGGCCAUUGGCUACCUCCUGGGCAUGAUGGCCCUGCCAAUGAUUGCUGGACCCCCCAUUGCAGGCCUCCUCCGCAACUGUUUUGGGGACUACCAUGUGGCCUUCUACUUUGCCGGUGUGCCGCCCAUCAUCGGGGCUAUAAUCCUCUUCUUUGUCCCUCUGAUGCAUCAAAGGAUGUUCAAGAAAGAGCAGAGGGAUUCCAGCAAGGAUAAGAUGCUGGCCCCAGACCUGGACCCCAAUGGGGAACUGCUGCCAGGCUCCCCUACUCCUGAGGAACCAAUCUAAUGCCUCUUUCUUGCCAUUGUGUGCUCCUCCCCAGCCCUGCCCCUUUACCCCACCCUGCUCAGCAUUUACAUUUUUGCCACCAGCACACUUGUUCCCAAACCUGUGCACACAGCAUUUCAGCCACCUGACCAUCCCCUUGGAGCCAAAUCUCCAGGUGUUCCAAAUUCAUUAACCAAAUUCUCCCUGUGAAUGCCUUUAAACUUGCCAGGGCCCUUCUCCUCCCAGGAUCUGGGAAAGUUUGGGAUCACUCCCUGGUCUUUGGAAUCUCUCCAUAAACUUUCUAACCCCUGGGGAAGGAGAGGGAUGGAACCUCUUGGCCCCAGCUUGUUAGUCACCCACUAAGAUCAACUGCCAAAGGUGCUACUGUGUCCCCAGGAGCCUAGUGAGGUAGACCCAAACUUCUGUUUGCUAAGGAGUUCAUUGCCAUCCAUCCUUGGGAGCCAUUGGGAGGGCAAAAUGAGACAAGUAGCCUUGUUUAGCCUAAGAGUUUCUGAGGGCCUCCCAAGAAGGCAAUAUCCCCAUCAUAUGGUUCGUUAACAAUCUAUUACCCUCUUCCCUCCCUUCUUAAUUUACUCUACUGCCUCUUCUCCAUUCUCUUCCCUCUCUAUUUCUUUUUAUGACUGUCAUAGACACAUGGGUGCUUGAAGAAAGGAAAGACCCAGAGCCUGGGCCAAUCAGCCUCACUUUGGCCCAGUUCACCCCUAACACUAGCUUCAAUCCCACUCAUCUCAGGCUGAGCCACAUCUCACUUUUUGGCUCAAGCUGAUAUAGUCAUAGACUGGAAGAGUAGAAUGCCAUAAAUGGAAGGGACCUUAAACACCAUAGAGUUCCAUGUUCCACUUGCUGAUUUUUACAGAUUUCCCAGGCUAAUGCAUUAACAUGGAGACCCUCCCAGCUCCCCAUCCUUGUAUUCACCUGUGAAAAUGUGAAGAAACUCCUUUCAUCUCAGAAGGCAGAGGAGGACUAUGACAGAGCUGGCAUGGUGGGGGGAGGGGCAGUGGUUACUGACGUGGUGAAGGACCAACUCCUCCAUCUCUCAGUUUUCAUGACAGGUCAAUAUUUCCAUCUGGGCCAAGCCAGGAAAAGGACUGUUUUAGGAAAAGCCCCGUUCUCUACCUGGAUCCUAAAAAGUACAGGUAGCAGCUGCACAUGGGGUUGGACAAUUUCUUUUAGGAAGAGGAAGCCAUCCUACCCUUACCACCCAAUGUGUCUCCCA
This is a messenger RNA of Cynocephalus volans (Philippine flying lemur), 2990 nucleotides long. It is a transcript of the gene SLC16A2, whose product is annotated as solute carrier family 16 member 2. The transcript is spliced from 6 exons. NCBI's taxonomy places the organism in Eukaryota, Metazoa, Chordata, Mammalia, Dermoptera, Cynocephalidae. The coding region runs from base 101 to 1774 and encodes 557 amino acids. Gene Ontology annotation, molecular function: thyroid hormone transmembrane transporter activity; monocarboxylic acid transmembrane transporter activity. The record is from RefSeq and is a predicted model, not a curated record. Gene Ontology annotation, biological process: transmembrane transport; thyroid hormone transport. Gene Ontology annotation, cellular component: membrane.